This is a messenger RNA of Rhopalosiphum padi (bird cherry-oat aphid), 1160 nucleotides long. RefSeq lists its product as uncharacterized. The record is from RefSeq and is a predicted model, not a curated record. The transcript has a single exon. The coding region runs from base 166 to 738 and encodes 190 amino acids. NCBI's taxonomy places the organism in Eukaryota, Metazoa, Arthropoda, Insecta, Hemiptera, Aphididae.
AACCAGUAUUCGAUAUUCACCUGUAGUGUUUUUAUUGCACGUCUUUUGGAGAGUACGAUCAUUUAACGGGCACAUAAAAGUUAACUAUUUAUUAUAUUACAUAUUUAAGUCCCUCCCAUUACUAUACAAUUUAUUAUCGCGUGUAAUAAAUACUCUUGUAACACCAUGCAAAUUCGGUUUAAUCUCACGCCUUCGGCAUUCGUCGUCAUUAUUUUCGUCGUUUCUUCGUUAAACGCAAAGUCUGUCUCUCUGCAGAAUCCCGUUAGUGAUAAUCGGUCCAGUCCGGACAAACCCAGUGCAAAACAGUCGUCUGAUAUCAAUUUAUCUACAUCUCGUAUUGAUGCCGUAGAAAAGUCUACAGCCGACGUCAUCGAAAAUCAUACUUUGGCCAUGUCUCUAGUGAGCACAACUACGGUUUCGUCUCCUGCGAACAUCACUACGGAAACGUCUACGUCCAAUAACAUCAGCGCGACAACGAUUUCCGAGAGAACAGACAAGGACACCACCACCUUCCAGAAGUCUAUCGAAGAAACGAAAUUGGUACAAGCGAAGACAAUGACCAGCGUAGAAACGGUAACCGAAAACAAGAUAUCCACAGAUCGGACAACCGAAAGUGGAAUUUUGGACACGAGAUUUAUAAUUAGAUUCCAUACAAUUAAUCGUAAUGCUUUGGCUACAAUGACUCCUUGUAGAGACGGAAUAUGUGAAAAACCAUUUACUGAAGAACCAUUAAAAUAAUAUUUAUUAUUACGUAUUAAAUGUUUAUAAUAUAUUUGAUGUGGUAUCUUGUUUGCUAUAGCCUAUAAUAAGUAGGUAUAAAUUAUUUAAAACUACGCAAAUUAUUUUGUUUUAUUGAUGUGGUUUUUUUAAAUAUUAAGCAAAUAGAAAAUUAUUUAAAAUUUUACAGAUUUUUUUAAUAUAUUUAUGACACAAAUGGAUGAAGGGUGGGAAAGACAAAACAAGAAUCUCAAUAUCGAUUUGGAAUUUUGUUACAUAUUUUUAUUAGUCUUAUCAAUUAAAAUAUGUACUAUUACUAUUGUUAUUAUUAAUUCAUUCUAAAUAAAAUAAAAAUAUAAGUGAUAUUUCACUUUAUCUAAACCAUUAUUAGUAUGAAAUGUAAAUUAUUUUCAAACAAUAUAAGUAUUAUGCUUACAUCGAAA